Molecule: messenger RNA, 897 nt
Organism: Dipodomys spectabilis (banner-tailed kangaroo rat)
Lineage: Eukaryota; Metazoa; Chordata; Mammalia; Rodentia; Heteromyidae
Gene: Frrs1l
Product: ferric chelate reductase 1 like
Exons: 5
Coding region: 16-897 (293 amino acids)
Biological process (GO): regulation of glutamate receptor signaling pathway
Source: RefSeq, a predicted model, not a curated record
CGUGCGCAGCCCGCGAUGGCGCAGCCGGCCCGGCGAUGCCCGGGCGCCUGGGCACUGCUGCUGUCGCUGCUGUUGGCGGGCUCAGCCUCCUGCAUCGCCAGCCCGGCGGAUGACGGCGCGGGCCCGGGGGGUCGGGGUCCCCGGGGCCGGGUGCGGGGGGACUCGGGCGCCGACGAAGCGGUGCCGCGCCACGACUCCUCCUACGGCACCUUCGCGGGGGAGUUCUACGACCUGCGCUACCUGUCGGAGGAGGGUUACCCUUUCCCUACCGCCCCUCCUGUGGAUCCAUUUGCCAAGAUCAAAGUGGAAGACUGUGGAAAAACCAAGGGCUGCUUUAGAUAUGGCAAGCCAGGCUGUAAUGCUGAGACCUGUGACUAUUUCCUUAGUUACCGGAUAAUAGGAGCUGAUGUGGAAUUUGAACUAAGUGCAGACACAGAUGGUUGGGUAGCAGUUGGGUUCUCUUCAGACAAGAAAAUGGGGGGUGAUGAUGUCAUGGCAUGCGUCCAUGAUGACAACGGCAGGGUCCGAAUACAGCACUUCUACAAUGUAGGUCAGUGGGCAAAGGAGAUUCAGAGGAAUCCUGCCCGAGAUGAAGAAGGCGUAUUUGAGAACAACAGAGUCACCUGCAGAUUUAAACGCCCCGUGAACGUUCCCAGAGAUGAGACAAUCGUCGACCUGCAUUUGAGUUGGUAUUAUCUGUUUGCUUGGGGCCCAGCCAUUCAGGGCUCCAUCACCCGACAUGAUAUAGACUCUCCACCAACUUCAGAGCGCGUGGUCAGUAUUUACAAAUAUGAAGAUAUUUUUAUGCCAUCAGCUGCCUAUCAGACCUUCUCAUCACCAUUUUGUUUGCUUCUCAUUGUCGCCCUGACCUUCUACUUAUUAAUGGGAACCCCUUAG